Dendrobium catenatum is the source of this 1038-nucleotide messenger RNA. RefSeq names its product deSI-like protein At4g17486. Gene Ontology annotation, molecular function: deubiquitinase activity. The transcript is spliced from 3 exons. NCBI's taxonomy places the organism in Eukaryota, Viridiplantae, Streptophyta, Magnoliopsida, Asparagales, Orchidaceae. Gene Ontology annotation, biological process: protein deubiquitination. The record is from RefSeq and is a predicted model, not a curated record. Bases 239 to 931 code for a protein of 230 amino acids.
UGGCAGUAAACAAAGCAAAACAUUUUCCACUUUCUCUCCGUCCGUCCUGUCCCUUCGUGUGCGUCUGCGUCUUCUUCCCACUCCUGUCUCUUUCUUCUUCGUUCGCGUUCAUUAAAAUCACGACUACGUCGAACUAAGUCCUAAAAAAAAUCAAUAAACAAUCAAUCAACGUUCAAAUUCCUGUGCAUUUCUCGCCGCUGCGUCAGAAAGCUUGAUCUGCCCCCGCCACCGCCGCCGGAUGUUCGUCCGGCGUCGUACUGUCCUGAAGCUGAGGACAGGAGCGGUGCCAGUUUACCUCAACGUAUACGAUCUCACGGCCAUCAACAGUUACGCCUACUGGCUUGGCCUAGGAGUUUACCACUCCGGCGUCCAAGUGCACGGAGUAGAGUAUGCGUACGGCGCGCACGAUCACCCAACGACAGGGAUCUUCCAAGCGGAGCCCCGAUCAUGCACCGGAUUCGCUUUCCGGAAGUCGAUCUUGAUUGGGAUGACGGAUCUGGGGCCAAGCGAGGUGCGGGAGCUCAUGGAUGAGCUCGCUCAUCGAUAUACGGGGAACACUUACAACCUUAUAUCGAAGAACUGCAAUCAUUUCUGUUACGAUGCCUGCCUUCGUCUCACUGGAAAUGGGACUCCACGAUGGGUCAAUCGCCUUGCGAAACUCGGAUUUCUCUGUAAAUGCGUUCUUCCGGUUCAAGUGGCGGCGGUGAGGAGCCGUUCGAAUGAUGUGAACAACGGCGGACUCGAAGGCGGGCGGCGGCGGCUGAGGAGCGGCUCUAUACGGUAUAGCGGCGACGAAAACGGCGGGGCUGCGCCGUCGCUGAAGGAUGUAAGCCGGAGUAGCAGAAGAAGCCGUCGGCCGUCGUCUUCGUCCUCUGCUGAUGGCGGCGGUGUUACGUCCUCGACGGAAUGGAAGUCGAAAGCUGAAUUGUAAUGCACCAUCGAGAUCUUUCCGUUAUUUUUUAAUAAAUUUUAUUUCGAGUUUUUUUGUUGCGUUUGCGACUUUGCGGUAAACAAAAAUAAAAUUUAAGAUUUUUUGGG